Drosophila miranda is the source of this 1158-nucleotide messenger RNA. Its product is annotated as protein TIS11-like. Lineage: Eukaryota; Metazoa; Arthropoda; Insecta; Diptera; Drosophilidae. The transcript has 3 exons. Bases 310 to 843 code for a protein of 177 amino acids. Gene Ontology annotation, molecular function: metal ion binding; mRNA binding. The record is from RefSeq and is a predicted model, not a curated record.
UGAUGUCGGAAUCAAAGGGUCCUGCUCCACGUACAAAUUCACAUACUAUAUUGUAUCUAUAUUUAUCUAUCACAGUGACCUGUGACAUUCAGUGAUCACAACUCUAAAAUAUGUAGAUAUUCCACAUUCAAAUUCGAUUCCGCUAACAAAAAUAAAGUCAAGUCCAACAGAAAAUAGUUCAGGAUAAAGGAUAAGCAAAACGGAACAACAAAGGAACAAGUGGCCAGCGAUCAUCACCAGCCGCAGCAGCAACAGCAGCACCAGCACCAUCAGCAGCAGACAGCGGAUCAACUCGUCCUGGAUAUCAGCAUGGAGCAGUCACAGUCGCAGCAGCACCGCCUCUAUGGCGCCCUCACACGCACCAUCUCACAGCCGGCUCAACAGCGCCACCCUCUGCACCAGCAGCAGAUCCAACAACAGCAGCAACAGCAACAGCAGCAGCAGCAGGGUGUUGCCUCCUUGGUGACCAUCAUUGAGAAUCUGGGGAAUAUGAAUCUGCACCGUAAGCUCGAGCGCACACAGUUGGAGCCGCUGCUCCAACAGCCCAUGAACAUAUCUCGCUACAAGACGGAGCUGUGCCGCCCGUUCGAGGAGGCCGGCGAGUGCAAGUACGGAGAGAAGUGCCAGUUCGCGCACGGCUUCCACGAGCUGCGCAACCUGCAGCGCCAUCCCAAGUACAAGACAGAGUACUGCCGCACCUUCCAUAGCGUCGGCUUCUGCCCCUACGGGCCGCGCUGCCAUUUUGUGCACAACGCGGACGAGGCCCGCGCUCAGCAGCAGGCCGCAGCCCAGGCGGAAGCGGAUUGGGAGGACAGGCCAAGCAGAUGCUGCAGAAGAGCAUGAGCACGCCGAUGCAGCAGGAGAAGAUGCCGCGCUUGCCCGUCUUCAACCGCCUGAGCUCUGCCGUGGAGGACUACCAGCAGAAGCUUCAGUCCAGCCUACUGCCCUAAGCAGCUCCAGCAUCAGGAUCGAACACAACUGUACAUGAAUUUUGUUACAUGCUGAAACAUGCCUAUUUAUGCUUCCAUUGCAACACAACUGUGUAUUUUUAUAUAGUAAAUUACAUUUUUAUGAAGUGAAAACCAUUUAGUUUACGGCGAAUUUUAGGUUAUUUAGCCAUUAAAUGAAAGCGUUACAAAAUAAAUGAAACAAAAAAAA